AUGAGCUCCAAACGACUGUUUUCUUGGCAGAAGCGGCAGUCUAAUGCAGAGCCCUACUACAAGACGGGUGGUUUGCUGUCCAUCGAUGCCUUGGAGGGCGAGCCCAGCAAUGCUCCAGAAGCAAAGGACACCCAAAAGGCACGGCGGCGCCCCUCCAACCUCACUAUAAUCCCUCCGGAGCAUCAGCACUCCGCAUCGAGCCCCCUGUCUUCUCCAUACAAUGUCCGCCGUGUCAGCUCGACGUCCAAUCUCAUGGCCAUCUUCAAUGAUAUGCUGCGCUCACCAUCGUUUGGAGCUGCCGCCUGGCCGAGAUCUGCUUCCGUACAUAAGUCUCUCUCCACUCGACCACGCUCGAGUUCCGUGCCAUCGUCCCCAGAUCUGCCGGUCGAGUUACCUGGAUCCCUUCUACAACAAAAUCAGGGCUUCCCGUACUUUGAAAACCCAUACUUUGAAACUCCAGACUUUGUGCUAAGUCGACCCACAUCGCAAAACGUGCGACGAGGCACCCAUCCCCCUGAUAGAUGUGCUGGAGACGAGGGAGAUGUGUUCGAUCUCUUACACUUGGUUCCUGAACCUUUAAAUCAUUCACGAAGUGUUCCAAGUUUGAACCCCGAGUAUCAAGAGAGCGCAAUGAAGUCUUCUCGUAGUGAGACUGUUCCCAAUGCGAACGUCCUUAACAAGUCAAAACCGCACAGGGUGCAUCAUAGAAAGGCACUCAGCGACAUCGAAUGGCGCACACUCGCAGACACGACGACAAGCAAUGAUAUCAACGUCGCAGAACCGUCUGCUUCAAAGCAUGUCAACGCCAACUACAACUCGAACAAAUUGCGCGUGAAGUCUGGCAAGCUGCCACAGCCAUCGUCGAUGAUCCUUGAAGCAGCAGCCUCAUUCAAUAUCUUGGAAGUACACGCAAGCCGUGGAGAUGAUCUUGGCGUCAUCUCAACUCCUACACCAACCAGAACGCGCAGCAAACACACCGGAGACUUGAAGGCCACUAUUGCGACACAAGAUCAGACGAUUUCAACGUUGCAAUCGCGAUUCGGCAGUUUGAGGUUGUCGCACGAAGCUCACGUAUCAAGCCUUGCAGACGCGCAUGCUGCAGAGGUUGCGUCAUUGCGAAACCACGCAAAGCUAUUGGAAGAGCAACUGGCUCAACGCCCAGGCCUGCACCACGCCUCAGGCGACAACUUCCUGUUUCUUUUGGAUACAACAGAAUUCCCUUCAACUCUUAGCCGCGAAAGCUCGCAGUACACAGCAAAUACCUCUCGCAGUUCAACUUUGUCGUUUCAAAGUGCCUCGGGGAAACAUCAGAGAUCACCCGAGGGGUUGCACAAUAUGGAGAGCUUGAAGCGCAAGCUGAGCACCACGCGUCGGCCACAGACUGCGGAUCGCAACCUUCUACCCGAACUCAACCAAUACAAGCAAAAUAACGUCGCACUGGAAACACAAAUCGGAUCGUUGAUGGCGAAAUUGAACGAGUCCAAGAAAAGCGAGAAGGCGUUGAGGACAACCCUGCAGCAUGUCGAACAAAAGUGUGCCGAAGCCGAGAGCAAGGCGCGCGAAGUACAGCAACUUGCGUCAAGUGCAGAGGCCCUACAGAACACCAUUGAUCACCUUGAAUCUCGUCUCGAGAUCGCGAACACCGAGAAGCUGGAUGCACAGGAAGAGCUCUUCAACAUGCGGGCAUUGAAAUCCCCCUUUGAUGCCCAAUUCUCUGGGCUACAAUCACCCAUACAGGAUGCUCACGUCAGCAUGGACACAGUCUUUUCCGCCGACACGCAACCAGAUCGGCAGCGCGAUUCAGCAGCGACGCUGUCUACUUUUGUCGCACACAUCGAGCAGCUCCAGGACGAGGUCAGACAAAAGGACGCGUACAUUUCCGACCUAAAAGAAGAUACCACGUACUUGCAUCAGAUGCUGGAUCAUGUCAAUCGACAAUAUGACGAGAUCAAUCUACAGUUGGAAAUCCAGAAUAAGCUACUUGGAAAGACAAAAGAGACAGACGAGCAAAUCGAACAGCUGCGGGCUGCGAUCAUGAAGCGAGAGGCUGUCAUUGGGGAUAAGGAGAAGUCCAUCCGAGCGAUCGAAAGGCAAUUAGAACAUCACCAGCUCUUGUUGCAAGCGGAGAUACGAAAACACGCUACCAUGUCGCGACACCUUGGCGAUGAGAGCAAUCCACUGCCUGAGCUGACUGCCCUUGCUACAAAGAAAGAUAUCGACAGAUGGAUCCAGAAACUCAACCAGCGCUUGCAGAAGGCAAAAUCGAUGAGUCCAGCCAAAGAACCAGCGACAGCGGUCGAGGCGCACGUUGAAGAUCUGCGUAACGAGAUUGACUUUUAUGUACGCGAGAUUGUAUAUUACAAGUUGGAUAUCCGAGGGUAUAAGAGCGACAUCAAGAAGCUCAACAAGAUUACGGCUCAACUAGGAAGUUAUGGAAACAGGGCCAGUGACCUCGAAUCCGAGACCUCGUCCCUACGACCGGCACCCACACCGAAUCGGGCACGAUUCUUGUCGACGACUCCAGAGCUGAAAAGUCCAGGCUAUUCAUCUCCCGCCUUGAUUGGUUCCGCUCAAACAAUUAUAGGUCCAGCUUGUGCUCUGACACCGCCGCCAUCGAUGGCUACGGACAGUCCCAGUUCUUCUCCGAUACUGCUCGCAAAGGACGUGUUGGACGAUUACGAAGAAGCAGCCUCAAGAAUCCCAGUGGUGCCACACAUACCAACUCAAGUCACGAUUGUCAAUGUCACGCACAAUACUCCCUCUGCUUCCGCGCCAGAGAGGCAAGACACUCAGCGCAGUAUGGGUAACUCAACUGUCCACAUGUACGCCUCUCCUAGAACACCGGGAGGUCCUGCAGUAUCGACUCAUGAUGAGCAUUCAGUAAUGCUUGCUCAUGCAAUUGGUAUCUCGGACCGCACACCACUGCAAAAGGUCAACUUGUCUCAUGAGCCAGUUGUCCAAAGCAAUCAGACUCCAAUGACCGAAUUGACGUUACCUAUAAUCUCAGACAUCUACCGGCCAAACCUUGAGCGCGAAGUAUCUGAAACAUCCACUGUGCGUCCUGUCGUGCCGAUAUCAAGAUUCUCAAGCGACCUGCCAUUGAGUUCAUCAUCAUCCAAUCUCCACCCAAGCUCGCAUUCACCUCUUGGCUUAGGGUCAAGUGCCACCAACUACACCCUACAGUCUCAAUCAUCAUUGCGCCCGGAACGCGGAAUCAGCACCACAUCCAGUAACGGUAUUCCCUUUGUCAUCGCAAUGGGUUCACCACACAAUCCCGCGAUCGCAGUAGCAGCGAAGAACAAGCCGCUCGCACGUCCACAUAAAUCUUCGACCACAUCGCGAAUAGGUGUCGGCGGCACCAUGUCAUCUUCUACCCCAUUCUCCUCCCCCACAAGCAUUGAAAGCUUCCCCUCUGCGCCAGCUAACUCGCCGAUGGCGACGACAGGCCAUAAAAGGAAGUCAAGCUUGAGUUUCAGGAAACAGGAAAAUGACCGUCCGACAACACCAACGCAUGCACGAAGUAUUAGUGGCGGGAGCAUUCGGACAGCGAUAAGGUGGACAAGGGCCGCAAGUAGGGACAAGGAAAAUGAAAAAGAGGUGCAGCUGAGGAAGGAUAGCAUCGGCAUGCCGCAGUCACUUGAUGGCUCGUUUGGAAUCGAUCAGUCGACCUUCACAAGAGUCGGUGAGUUCAGUGAUAGCCUUGGAGACAGAGGCAAUUAA
Molecule: messenger RNA, 3720 nt
Organism: Ascochyta rabiei
Lineage: Eukaryota; Fungi; Ascomycota; Dothideomycetes; Pleosporales; Didymellaceae
Exons: 4
Coding region: 1-3720 (1239 amino acids)
Source: RefSeq, a predicted model, not a curated record